Messenger RNA from Westerdykella ornata, 791 nucleotides. RefSeq lists its product as uncharacterized. The transcript is spliced from 3 exons. NCBI's taxonomy places the organism in Eukaryota, Fungi, Ascomycota, Dothideomycetes, Pleosporales, Sporormiaceae. The coding region runs from base 242 to 655 and encodes 137 amino acids. The record is from RefSeq and is a predicted model, not a curated record.
AUGAUGUGCGCAGAUGAUGCCCAGCAUAGAAUCAUCAAUCCCAUAUCUACUUUUCUUGUCCGCAGCUUGUACACGAGCCUGCGGGAGUGCACGAAAUACCGUUCAAUAACGACAAGACAGUGACAAGACCUCGGCGACGCAGGGUUCCACCAACCAAGCUGUGCUUGGGCCCGUCUUCGAGGCCCUCUAUUUGCAUAUCACAUAUAUCACAUCCCAAAGGGGCCUUCGGAGGUGCUGCACCAUGUUCGAGGGACGACAUGCAGCGGACCGAUACCGCCUUCGUUUGCACAGAGCCCGUUCGGUAGUCCUCACAGGCAGUGAACUGGUCGAGAUCCGCGCUGCGCAGCGGACGUUCGAAGGAGCAUACGUCCGGACGGCGCUGGGACAGUUCUCCUUCGCCCUCGUUGUGCUGAAGAUCUUCACGGCAGAAUUCUACUCCAUUGGCGCCUUGUUUGCUGCAUACGGGGCCGGAGUGCUGUUCACGAGCUUGCUGCGCCGGCAACAAGGAAACAAGCAAUUCUUCUCAGAGGUUGGCGAAGAUGGGCUGAAUCGGAAGAGAUUUAGGACGUCUGGGAAUGUCGUUAUGGUACUCACGGUGCUGACGUUACUGGCUUACGUUGCUCUCCUAGUUCUCAUUGUCAAGCUGCGUUCAUGAGUUGUAGAUCCGAGAUCUCGGACACUGAAGAGAGGCUGUCGCUUUUCCACGUAUCGCGUAUCGCGUAUCGAUGUGCAUCUAGAGCAGACAACAUAGAGAGACAUAAUGUGAUAGGACUAAAACAUACAUUGAUGCC